AUGACCACCGAUGGCCCUCAUCUGCCGUCCUCAGUCUCUGCAUCGUCUUCGAAGUCGCAUAGCGCCCAUAGUUCAUGCGCAGCGUAUGCAGCAAACAAGGCAGUGGUCACCUCACCUCCCUGGGCACGCGAUGAACCCCCUUCGCCCAAGGAAGGCGAGCCCCAAUCCGUCGAGAACGCCCGCCAUACACUGCAGUCUCGAUCCUUUGACAUCACCUCCCGCGAUUCUUCCUCUGCAGCGGAAGAACCGGGUCCCUCUCGAUGGUGGGCUUUUACUAGGCAUCGUCCAAGCGAUUCCCUGGGUCCCCUUGCCGCCGACACAUUCAGACAACAUCACACCAGACAUGGCCGGGAGCACGCCUUGUCUAUCCCAUGGCUAAACGUGUCACACUAUCGGAGCUCUCCAGAGGAAGGCCCUGCAAAUGUUCACGGCAGGGAUAUCGAGGAUCCUUCGACCUCUGAUCGACAUUCGACCCACAACUCUCUCCGUCUCAAUAUACCCACACGUUCUGCGGAUCCGCUCACCCUGGCGCAGAAUGCUACGCCAGGGUGGGAGACACCAUGGACUCCAAGACCACGCGGAGACAUGAUCUCUCGAGAGCACGCACUCUGGGAAAAUAGCACGGAACCCCCACCAAGGGAAGAACAUGACGACGGUGAGAAGCGGGACACAUGGGUGCCGCGCAAGAAGCGCUUUAGAACAUAUUUGAUACACAAUACAUAUGUUCCUCUGUUAUUCCGUUUCGUCAAUAUCGUUCUUACAACGGCUGCACUUGCCCUUGCGAUACGAAUACGCGUCAUAGAGAAACGGUAUCAUGUCAUGGGUGCUAUCGGCUCAUCACCGACUCUCGUCAUUAUCUUCGCACCCCUCACACUCGUUCAUGUAGUGAUAGCGAUAUACUCCGAAUAUUUUGGUCGGCCACUGGGUCUCUGGCGGACUUCAGGCAAACUUUUGUACACCCUCGUCGAAGUUGUGUUCAUCUGCGCGUGGUCGGCCGCGCUCGCGCUGUGUUUCGACAACUUCUUCACCUCGCUGAUUCCCUGUGCCUCACCCUCGAGCACGUCAUGGUACAAUCAGCUCCCUCGACCCACGAUUCCCGGUCUAAGCUCAAUCGAGGAAGGACCCGGAGACACGAUAUGUGACGACCAGGUCGCCCUCAUCUGUCUGUCCGGUGUUGGGCUCAUGAUGUACUGCUUCAACCUCGUCAUCAACUUGUUUCGAAUCUUCGAGAGGAUCAAAUAUCAUCCGACAUCCAUCUUUCCAAGAUGA
Molecule: messenger RNA, 1269 nt
Organism: Sparassis crispa
Lineage: Eukaryota; Fungi; Basidiomycota; Agaricomycetes; Polyporales; Sparassidaceae
Exons: 5
Coding region: 1-1269 (422 amino acids)
Biological process (GO): positive regulation of catalytic activity
Cellular component (GO): cell periphery; fungal-type vacuole
Source: RefSeq, a predicted model, not a curated record